GGCAACGCGUGCGCGCUACGAAGCUGUGAAAUGUUAAUGAAUUAUCGUUAGUUAAUUCGCGUCUGAGAAAUGCCGAUAAAUUAGACGCGAUUCGAGUCGAUAACGGAGAAGCUUUCUUUGUAGGCAAUGGAUGCGCAGAACACUGUGAGAGGAAUGUACGUUUGUCAAUGCCUAGAAACAGGUUCGGGGCUCCUCGGUAUUUACAUAUUUAAAUAUUUCGAGUAGUGCAAGCGAAUGUCAGUCUACUAUGAUUUUAAACAAGAAUAAAGUUGAUUUAAGAGGAUCUACGGGUACGAAGAACUUGAUAAGACAGCCGAGGUGGAUUUCGUCGAAGUGCCAAGGAUGAAACGAGAAUCUGAGAGUCCGAGCACUGUUGAAAGCACCAAUACACCUAAGUCCAAAGACGCUACCACUGCCUCUGCACCAAGCACACCUCUCGCGAACGCAUCUACGAAAAAACCUGCCCCCCCGACCAAACAGAAACAACCAAAUCCUACCAGUUCUGCACCUAGCGCAAGUUCACCAGCACCCAAACCGCGUCCGCGGACCGGUUCCACGGUACCGAAACGUACAACCAAUCCCACUACUUCGAAAGCAGAUGCAACGAGUGCUGAGCCUACCACCGCGGCAACCGAAGCCACGACUACGUCGAAACAACCGGAUUCUGAUAAGCCAGCUGAUUCAAAGUCGCCGACCCCAUUGAUCGGACUAGAAUCCCGUAUCGAUACGAGUGAACCCUCUCAACAGCCCGAGAAGAAGCCUCAGAAAAAGCCUGGCGCGAGCUCUUUGCCUUCUGCGCAACACCCCGGUCAUCCUAGAUACCCGACUGUAUACCCUCCGUCCUCAUUCAACUUCCCAAACGCCAUUCCAGACUUUUCGCCACGUUACGGUGAUCCUACUGUCCACUCUAUGCCAGAUGCAGGUAAUUUUGCAUGGACUGGAACCAGCAGUGGACUCGGAACGGCAUCGUCCUUCGCUGGCGCGUCGGCUGGUGCGUCCUCCGGAUCAUACGGCGGCACUCCGAAUUAUGGAAUGGGGCAACCGUCGUUCGGUAAUCGAGGAGCAUUCGUCGACAAUACACCUAACGAGGCCAAUGUACCUAACACGGGUUAUUCGCCGAACACGGGCUAUUCGCCGAACAUGGGCUAUUCACCGAACAUGGGCUACGUACCCAACGUGGGUAGCUAUGGGGGAUUCGGUUACGGUGCAGGAGGCAACCCAUUCCCGGAUCCUAGUUCAUUCGUGUUCCCAGGCUAUAAUCCAGACGUCUUCCAAAGACAAAUGCAGGAUUACUUUAAUCAGUUGCAGAAUCAAUUCCAAAGACAGCAACAAGCGUUGUUGGACACUGCAAAUCGCAUAGGCACUGAUGGCUAUUCAGGAUCUAACCCUGGUGGUCAUAGUGCUGUUUCCAGCAUUAGCUUGGGACCACGCGGCGGCUUCCAAACUGGAGCGAUCAGUCCGGCUGCGCCGGGAAUUGAGUCCAGAUUUGCCGAAGAUAUUCCCCCACCUUCUAGUGGCUCUUACGGAGUAUUUUCUAGCUCGAGUUCGAACACUGUGGUUGGUCCAGAUGGCAAACCAAUGUCUCAUAAAGUAUCAACGACUGGUGUUAACGACAAUGGAAAAAUUACUUUCCGCACCGUUGAAGAUUAAAUCCUACGCCAUCGAUGGAAUGUACAAUACCAAUAACCGCUUUUACUGAACCAUCGCAUGUUGCGAUAAGGUGCAGCAGCUUUUCUUUAUUCUUUUGUCCUAUUUAAAUCGAGAUUUUCUGUAACUCAGGGUUAUAUAGAAUACUAUUAAUUGUUUGCUUGUCAAAUAUAUUUACAGCAAUGUCAUAAAAAUACUCAUCUAUUUAAGUACAACUCAAAUCGUGAAAUGUUUUGAUAAUAGAAGGAGCUUUUUUGCCAUCUUGAGCGAAGAAACUACUAGGGAAUUUUACAUUUUGACAGAUUUUUAUACGAGCUGUAUGAAAAUUCAUAAUAAAAUCGAAGAGGAAUAGAGUUAUGCUCAAAAACCGACACAUUACCACAGUUGACAUUAUGAUUUUUUUCUGAUCAAAUUAAAACGAGAAGUGUUAACGUUAUAAGCAAGAUUACGAACAUAAAAACACACUGUUUAUUUAAUUCAUUUUCAUAAACACUAUAUUUAAAAAAUGGAGCUAUUAUAUUGGCGUAUUUUAAAAAUUAUACCUAAUUAGUUAUCUUCGUAUUAUCUACAUUGCAAUUUCUAGGAUAUCCUACAUAAAAGUUAUUAUUCUAAUAUUUAUUUAAUAGAGUAGUAAUGUCAUGAAGUCAUUUGAAUUUAUUUAAUUCUUCCGUAAGGAUUGUUUAUCAACAGUGCCUGUAAUUUAUUAAAUGUGACAAUAAUAUUUACAACCAGAAGAUGCUACAAUCGUGA
This is a messenger RNA of Nomia melanderi (Alkali bee), 2397 nucleotides long. The record is from RefSeq and is a predicted model, not a curated record. NCBI's taxonomy places the organism in Eukaryota, Metazoa, Arthropoda, Insecta, Hymenoptera, Halictidae.